GAGAUAUCGUACUGUUCACACUGCUGAACGAUGGACCCCCACAUGGUGAAACAUGCAUGAUGGCGCAACGAGUGCUGUCUGACUGCCACAUCACAAUUGCGAGCUAAGGCACUGUGGUGACAAUCAAAGUGUGUCGUCGUCGGCCACGAUUGUGAUUGCAACGCUGCGGGGUCGUAGAAAAACAGUGCCCCACCAAUUCUCGCACGUCAACGGCCCCACCCGACUUGGACCGCGAUACAACCCAACAACAACGCUCUGCACACCGCAAACACAUUCACUCUUUGCUUAGUCAGGAGCUAUUUGAUCUAUCCAUCUCACCUCCAUCCUCGACUUCUCCGCGCAUCACUCCCUUCGCAGACGUCGAUAGCAGCUUCCACAGCCCACACACUACCCCUCACUCAGUAAACAUGUCCUGGCAAGCAUACGUCGACACGAGCCUCGUUGGCACCGGCCACGUUGACAAGGCCCUCAUCUGCGAUGUCAGCGGUCAGACCACAUGGGCUUCGUCCCCAGGCUUCUCCCUCACCGCUGCCGAGAUGGGCGCUAUCGCCUCCUCCUUCGGCGACAAGAGCGAGCCCAAGUCAGUUCUCUCCAACGGUGUCAAGGCAAACGGCGACAAAUUCAUGACCAUCGAGGCCACGGAUGAUACCCUGAUAGCAAAGAAGGGCAAAGAAGGCCUCGUUGCCUACAAGACCACACAGGCCAUCCUCAUCGCUCACCACGACCAAGACACCCAGACACCCUCUGCUUUCAACGCCGUCGCCGAGCUCGGCCUUUACCUGAAGGGUGUCGGCUACUAAGCGUUUUUGAUUCGGAGCGGUCUGUACUUUAGGAAUAUUUGCAUAGCCUUUCGUCGAAGGCACGGCGGGCGGCAUGGAACAUGGAUGUUUUGACGCCAAUGGAAGCCAUUGAUGAGGCACGACUUAGUGAUUUUUGGAGGACCCUCUCUUCGAUAGAAUGAAAUACAUGAACCCCUAAAUCUGGU
Messenger RNA from Dothidotthia symphoricarpi CBS 119687, 985 nucleotides. RefSeq names its product Profilin/allergen. Bases 408 to 800 code for a protein of 130 amino acids. The record is from RefSeq and is a predicted model, not a curated record. Gene Ontology annotation, molecular function: actin monomer binding. The transcript has 5 exons. NCBI's taxonomy places the organism in Eukaryota, Fungi, Ascomycota, Dothideomycetes, Pleosporales, Dothidotthiaceae. Gene Ontology annotation, cellular component: cell cortex.